Molecule: messenger RNA, 462 nt
Organism: Acytostelium subglobosum LB1
Lineage: Eukaryota; Evosea; Eumycetozoa; Acytosteliales; Acytosteliaceae
Exons: 2
Molecular function (GO): GTPase activity; GTP binding
Source: RefSeq, a predicted model, not a curated record
AGAAUGUUAAAGUGUUUGAUGUUAGGUGAUUCUGGAGUUGGAAAGACUGCAUUUAGUACAGCAUGCCUUAAGAAACCUUUCUAUGAUGAUAUGUCUACGAUUGGUAUUGAGAUGAAUAGUAUUACAUUGCCAAACGAUAAAAAGGUUACAAUGUAUGAUACAGCAGGUCAAGAGAAGUUUAGAGCAAUCACAAGAGCAUACUAUAGGGACAAACAUAUAGUAUUCCUACUCUAUGAGGCAACACGUAGAGAUACAUUUGACAAUUGUAGAUGGUGGGCAAAGGAUAUGUUGGAAAAUUGUGGUGAAAGGAAACCAACUAUAAAGAUCCUUAUUGCAAAUAAGAUUGAUCUAAAGGGAAGAAUGGUCAGUAAGGAGGAAGGCCUCAAGUUGGCCGAAGAUCUAGGCUUCCUCUACUAUGAAUCAAACUCCAGAGGUGAAGAAGGACGAUUCAAGAUUCAAGAG